Triticum dicoccoides is the source of this 1178-nucleotide messenger RNA. Its product is annotated as expansin-B12-like. NCBI's taxonomy places the organism in Eukaryota, Viridiplantae, Streptophyta, Magnoliopsida, Poales, Poaceae. Bases 249 to 1178 code for a protein of 309 amino acids. Gene Ontology annotation, biological process: sexual reproduction. The record is from RefSeq and is a predicted model, not a curated record. The transcript has 5 exons. Gene Ontology annotation, cellular component: extracellular region.
AUCUUCUCUCUUCCCCGCCCCGCCGCCGCCUCCGUUCCUCCACCGCCGCCGCCGCCCACAUUUCAACAAACCCCACCUUCUCCUUGCAAGAACAGCAUCAACUGGACGGGCGCCUCGACCCGCCUUCGCUUGGCUCCUCUUCCGAAUCUGCGCCGCCGCAUUUGCUGCUCGUCUUCCCCGUGCGUGCGGGGGGAAGGUGGCCGGACUCGAAGAGCACGGUGGUCGCCGGCCUCGACGGAGUGCUGCGGAUGGCUUCCAAGCUUCAGCUCUUGUCCUUCAUUGCCACCAGAGUUGUUAUUGCUUCACUCUUCCACCCUUGUGCAUCCAUUGAGAUCCACCGUGAGCUCUCCGGCUGGUCCGAUGGCAUCGCUACGUGGUAUGGUGAUGCCAAUGGCGCGGGAAGUGAAGGUGGCGCGUGCGGGUACCAGUAUGCUGUCGACCAGCCGCCGUUCUCAUCCAUGAUUGCCGCUGGCGGCCCUGUCAUAUACGACUCCGGCGAUGGCUGUGGCUCGUGCUACCGGGUGGUAUGCGGUGGCAAUCAAGCUUGCUCUGGCAUCCCGGUGACCGUCGUCAUCACGGACCAGGGCCCUGGCGGCGGCCCAUGCCUGAGCGGGCUAGUCGACGGACAGUGCCAGAACGAGGCAGCGCACUUCGACAUGAGCGGGACAGCAUUCGGCGCCAUGGCGAAACCUGGCCAAGCUGAUCAGCUCCGCGGCGCUGGCCUCAUCCAAAUUCAGUACACCCGCGUGACCUGUGACUGGACUGGAGUAGGCCUGACCUUCAAAGUGGACAGCGGCUCGAACCCGAACUACCUCGCCAUCCUGGUCGAGUACGAGGACGGCGACAGCGACCUCUACGCUGUCGACAUCAUGCAGAGCGGCGCCGGGGCAACCGGAGUGUGGAUCCCGAUGCAGCAGUCCUGGGGCGCGGUGUGGAAGCUCAACUCCGGCUCCACCCUCCAGGGGCCCUUCUCCAUCCGGCUGACGUUCAGGUCCGGCAAGAUGCUCGUCGCCGGCAACGCCAUACCCACCGGGUGGAACCCUGGCGUGGCGUACCAGCCAGGCGGCGUGGCGGUGAGGGAAAGGGCGAGCGGCGGUCGCCGGCGUUACGGGUUUGAAGGGAGGUUGGGCUGGCUGCAUCACCUCCUCCUGUUGCUCAUGGUGCUGUUCCAGCUGUGA